AAAUAAUGCAAAUUCAGGAUGCAGAGGAGCAGUGAGGACAUGUCCACGGUGCGCCUGCCCAUUGUGGGCAUGACCUGCCAGUCGUGCGUGCGCAACAUCCAGGAGCAGAUUGGCCAGAAACCGGGAAUAAUCACGGUUCGCGUUGUCCUGGAGGAGCAGGCGGGCUACUUUGACUACGAUCCGCGGCAAACGGAUCCCUCGCGGAUAGCCAGCGAUAUCGACGACAUGGGCUUCGAGUGCAGCUAUCCUACGGAUACCCAGCAAUCCUCCUCCUCCUCCUCCUCCGCCUGGACCAACAUCCGGGUGGUGGGCAUGACCUGCCAGUCGUGCGUACGCAACAUCGAGGGCAACAUCGGCACCAAGCCGGGCAUCCACAGCAUCGAGGUGCAGCUGGCGGCCAAGAAUGCCCGCGUCCAGUAUGAUCCCGCCCAGCAUGAUCCCGCCCAGAUAGCCGAGCUCAUCGACGACAUGGGCUUCGAGGCGAGCGUGCAGCCAGCGGAUUGGGAAACUACCUCCAAAUCCAAGUCUCCCUCACCCGCCGCCUCGUCGCCCAGGAAGAGGGAAACUCCUCCGGCUGCACAAAAUGGCUCCGCAGUGGCCAUACCCAUCGAACAGGAGCUGCUGACCAAGUGCUUCCUGCACAUCCGUGGCAUGACCUGCGCCAGCUGCGUGGCGGCCAUCGAGAAGCACUGCAAGAAGAUCUACGGCCUGGACACCAUUUUGGUGGCCCUGCUGGCCGCCAAGGCGGAGGUCAAGUUCAAUGCCAACGUGGUGACGGCCGAGAAUAUAGCCAAAUCCAUCACAGAGCUCGGCUUCCCCACCGAACUCAUCGAUGAGCCCGACAACGGCGAGGCGGAGGUGGAGCUGGAGAUCAUGGGCAUGACCUGCGCCUCCUGCGUCAACAAGAUCGAGAGCCAUGUGCUCAAGAUAAAGGGCGUGACCAGCGCCUCCGUUACACUGCUAACGAAAAGGGGCAAAUUCCGGUACAUCACCGAGGACACGGGACCCCGGAGCAUCUGCGAGGCGAUCGAGGGGCUGGGCUUCGAGGCCAAGCUGAUGACCGGGCGGGACAAGAUGGCCCACAACUACCUGGAGCACAAGGAGGAGAUCCGGAAGUGGCGCAACGCCUUCCUCGUCUCGCUGAUCUUCGGCGGACCCUGCAUGGUGGCCAUGAUCUACUUCAUGCUGGAGAUGAGCGACAAGGGCCACGCGAACAUGUGCUGCCUCGUUCCCGGCCUUUCGAUGGAGAACCUGGUGAUGUUCCUGCUCUCGACGCCCGUCCAGUUCUUCGGCGGCUUCCACUUCUACGUGCAGUCGUAUCGGGCGAUCAAGCACGGCACCACCAACAUGGACGUACUGAUCUCGAUGGUCACGACCAUUUCGUAUGUCUACUCCGUGGCCGUGGUGAUUGCCGCCGUUCUGCUGGAGCAGAACAGCUCACCGCUUACCUUCUUCGAUACGCCGCCCAUGCUGCUGAUCUUCAUCUCGCUGGGCCGCUGGCUGGAGCACAUAGCCAAGGGCAAGACCUCGGAGGCGCUGUCCAAGCUACUGUCCCUCAAGGCGGCCGAUGCGCUGCUGGUGGAGAUCUCGCCGGACUUUGAUAUCGUCAGCGAGAAGGUGAUAUCCGUGGACUAUGUGCAGCGCGGCGACAUCCUGAAGGUGAUUCCGGGAGCCAAAGUCCCGGUGGAUGGCAAGGUUCUCUACGGCCAUUCCAGUUGCGAUGAGUCGCUCAUCACCGGCGAAUCCAUGCCGGUGGCCAAGCGCAAGGGUUCAGUGGUUAUCGGCGGCUCCAUCAACCAGAACGGCGUGCUCCUGGUGGAGGCUACGCACACCGGAGAGAAUACGACGCUGGCGCAGAUUGUGCGACUGGUGGAGGAGGCGCAGACCAGCAAGGCGCCCAUCCAGCAGCUGGCCGAUCGCAUUGCCGGCUACUUUGUGCCCUUCGUCGUUGUGGUUUCCAGCAUCACGCUGAUUGCCUGGAUCAUCAUCGGUUUCGCCAAUCCGAAUCUGGUGCCCGUGGCCAUGGAGCACAAGAUGCACAUGGACCAGAACACCAUCAUCGUUAGCUAUGCCUUCAAGUGUGCGUUGAGUGUGCUGGCCAUUGCCUGUCCCUGUGCCUUGGGCCUGGCCACGCCCACAGCCGUGAUGGUGGCCACCGGAACGGGAGCGAUCAACGGAGUGCUGGUGAAGGGAGCCACCGCCCUGGAAAAUGCCCACAAGGUGAAGACUGUGGUCUUCGACAAGACGGGCACCAUAACCCACGGCACCCCGAUGACCAGCAAGGUCACCCUCUUCGUCCGCGCCCAAGUCUGCAGCCUGGCUCGAGCUCUGACGAUUGUGGGCGCCGCCGAGCAGAACAGCGAGCAUCCCAUUGCCUCCGCCAUUGUGCACUUUGCCAAGGACAUGCUGAAUGUGGGCUCUUCUCCACAGGGUGGUAGCUUCGGCAAGAGCAGCCAUUUCCAGGCCGUUCCCGGCUGUGGCAUCCGCGUCACCGUCUCCAACUACGAGCAAACGCUGCGACAGGCCUGCAAUGCCGAGCGGAUCAUCAACUACGAGAAUCUGCAUCGCAAUAGUCCGCUGGAAUCGGUCCCAGUGGACAAUGGAGCGAGUAUCGAGCAUCUGCUGCCGCAGCACAGCGUGCGCAAGUCGAUGGAACUGAACAACCAGCAGUUGCUAUCCGACUUGGUACUGGAAACGGAGGAGCAACUCACCACGGAUCAGCCAUUAAUUGAUGGCCCCGAGAUCCUAGUGCUCAUUGGCAAUCGCGAGUGGAUGCAGCGCAAUGGCAUCGAGGUGCCGCUGGAGAUUAGCGACUGCAUGACGCACGAGGAGCGAAAGGGACACACCGCAGUGCUGUGCGCCCUCAACGGGCAGCUGGUUUGCAUGUUUGCCGUCUCGGACAUGGUCAAGCCGGAGGCCCAUCUCGCCGUCUACACGCUGAAGCGGAUGGGCAUCGAUGUGGUGCUGCUGACGGGGGAUAACAAGAACACAGCGGCCAGCAUAGCCAGAGAGGUUGGCAUACGAACCGUUUAUGCGGAGGUCCUACCCUCGCACAAGGUGGCCAAGAUCCAGCGCAUCCAGGCCAGCGGCAUCCGCGUGGCCAUGGUGGGCGAUGGGGUCAACGAUAGUCCGGCGCUGGCGCAGGCGGAUGUGGGCAUAACGAUUGCCGCUGGCACGGAUGUGGCCGCCGAGGCCUCCGACAUUGUUCUCAUGCGCAACGACCUGCUCGAUGUGGUGGCCUGCCUGGAUUUGUCCCGCUGCACGGUGCGUCGCAUUCGCUACAACUUCUUCUUCGCCAGCAUGUACAAUCUGCUGGGCAUUCCACUGGCCAGCGGUCUGUUCGCCCCCUACGGCUUCACCCUGCUGCCGUGGAUGGCCUCCGUGGCCAUGGCCGCCAGUUCAGUGAGCGUGGUGUGCUCCUCGCUGCUGCUGAAGAUGUACCGCAAGCCGACGGCCAAGACGCUGCGCACGGCGGAGUACGAGGCGCAGUUGGCGGCGGAACGGGCAGGUGGCUCUGAGUUUGAACUGGACAAGCUCUCCCUUCAUCGCGGCCUCGACGAUCUGCCCGAAAAGGGGGGCAGGCUGGCCUUCAAGCGGUCCAGCAACUCGCUCAUCUCGCGCAUCUUCAUGCAGGGCAAUGGGGGCAUCAGCUCGCCGAAUGCCAAGCAUGAGGAGGGACUGCUGGAUCCCGAGGAGCAGUACGACGGGCGCACCAAGAUCGUGAGGAGUCGCUAUCAUGCCAGCGACAGCACCGAACUGCAGAAGCUGUGAGAGAUCAGAAGCUGAACGCAACCACACAAUCCAACCGAGGACCUCAAAACGACAAAUUUUCAGUGAAAUUCUUUUUGCGGGCUUUAAAUUGAACUAGUAAGAGAGAGCGAAUUAUAAGACCUGUGUAAAUAUUUGCA
Messenger RNA from Drosophila takahashii, 3908 nucleotides. It is a transcript of the gene ATP7, whose product is annotated as copper-transporting ATPase 1. The record is from RefSeq and is a predicted model, not a curated record. NCBI's taxonomy places the organism in Eukaryota, Metazoa, Arthropoda, Insecta, Diptera, Drosophilidae. Gene Ontology annotation, molecular function: copper ion binding; ATP binding; ATP hydrolysis activity. Gene Ontology annotation, biological process: copper ion export; intracellular copper ion homeostasis; copper ion import. Gene Ontology annotation, cellular component: trans-Golgi network; plasma membrane.